This is a messenger RNA of Quercus lobata, 1687 nucleotides long. Its product is annotated as protein SUPPRESSOR OF K(+) TRANSPORT GROWTH DEFECT 1-like. The transcript is spliced from 9 exons. The coding region runs from base 143 to 1411 and encodes 422 amino acids. Lineage: Eukaryota; Viridiplantae; Streptophyta; Magnoliopsida; Fagales; Fagaceae. Gene Ontology annotation, biological process: endosomal transport; vacuole organization. The record is from RefSeq and is a predicted model, not a curated record. Gene Ontology annotation, molecular function: ATP hydrolysis activity; ATP binding.
ACAUUCCACCGACACAAAUUACUAUAAGUAUCAUCUUUAUAACAAUCCCACCCUCAUACCACAAUUACAAACAAUAUCUUUGUCAGAACCUUUGAUUUAGCUCGGCGAUCUUUUGGAAGUAAAAGCAAACAGCGUUCUGCAGAUGACUACCCCUCUGACCAAGCGCCUCGAUGACACUAAGGUGCCUCUGAACAAGGCAAUUGAUGCAGAGAGAAAAGGCGACGACGCAGGUGCUCUUAAACAUUAUAAGGAGGCACUUGAGCAGUAUUCUUGUUGUAUAGAGGAACUUAAGAAGAAAUUUCAGCUCUAUUCUGAAAGGGUAAAAGUAAUAGAAAAAAACCCAAAUCUUGGAUCCUCUAAAACUGAUAUGGUACAAGCCGUGUUUUCCCUUACGGACUCGUCCCCGGAAUCGAGUCAUGUUGUGAAGUUGAGUGAUGGGAAUUUGAAUUCUUUGGGUGGACUUGAGUACUGCAAACAGGUAUUGAGAGAAGCUGCCAUAUGGCCUAUAGAGUAUCGUCACUUUUUUACUGGGAAUCGAAAACCAUGGAGGGCUGUAUUACUAUUUGGUCCACCUGGAUCAGGGAAGACCCUUCUAGCAGAGACAAUUGCAGCAGAAGCAAAAUUUAAUUUCUUUAGUAUUUCUCCAUCAGACAUUGUGUGUAAAUGGAUGGGAGAGAGUGAACAGCAUGUCAAAGAUCUUUUUCAAGAGGCUCGUGAAAAAGCUCCCUCCAUUAUUUUUAUUGAUGAAAUUGAUUCCUUAUGUGGCCCACGAGGUGAAAACAAUGAGCAUGAACCAUCUCGACGAAUCAAAUCAGAACUUCUUGUACAAAUGCAGGGUGUAUGCAACGGUGCGGAGCAUGUUCUGAUUCUAGCAGCCACAAAUACUCCUUAUGAUUUGGAUAAGGCCAUAAGGAGGCGUUUUGAUAUGCGAAUCUAUAUCCCUCUCCCAAAUGACGAGGCAAGGAAACACAUAUUUAAGGUUCAGAUUGGGGAAACUCCGAAUAUGAUUGGUGAAGAAGAAUUAAAAUUUUUAGCUAACGAUACAGAAGGUUUCUCUGGUUCAGAUAUAUCCUAUUACGUCAAAGAUGCACUAUAUCAGUCUAUUCGUCCAACUCUUAGGGCUGAUUCCUUCAUUAAAACCGGCAAAGAGUGGGUCCCUUGCCAAGAUGCUGGUGUUCGACACAAGAAAUCAUUGCAGGAACUUAAGAAAGACAAACAAAUUUCAGAGAUCCAGGUACCAAAGAUCAAAUUAGCACAUUUUAAGGAAGUGAGAGAGAGACAUAAGCCAACAGUAAAUGAAGCUGACCUUGAACUGCUUGUGAAGUUCAAGGAGGAGUUUGGGGUUGAAGAUGAAGAACCUUCAGAUGCUCCCAGACCUGCAAAAGGCAAGAUGAAAACGGUGUCGAAGUAAAAAGAAGUCAUACGCACCGUAUCACUAAAACUCAAAACACUGUCGUUUGACCUUACGUAGCGUUUUGUUAAGUCAGUUAUUUAGGCCUAAAUGCUGUUAUAUUUACUCGUAUUAGUGGUGGUUAAUCUGUUAUAACUGCCUCCAUGAUUUACGCUUUCUCUCUCUCUGAUUAUGUAUAUAAGCUUAGCACAGCUCAGUGAUGUUGUGUUGGUUACAUUGCAGAAACAAUAGAACUUUCUUUUCCUCUCAAUCAAUUUCUUUCGGCUUUCUUUGUUU